AUGUCUAGAGAAUCAUCAAUUUCAGAAGGAGGAGGAUGGGUAUAAUGGUUUUGUGCAAUGGAAGAUCAUCAAUUUUUGUGUGAAGUAGAUGAUGAGUUUAUAAGAGACAACUUUAACUUAUAUGGUUUAAAGAGUAAAUUUAAUUUCUAUAAGUAAUUUUGAAAUUUAAACAUUUUAAGUGAAGCUUUAGACUUGAUUCUAAGUUCUGAAACACCAGAUGAUGAAGAUUUAGAAGAUGAAAGAUUCUUGGAAGUAUAUUAAGAGGCUACAGACUUAUAUGGUUUAAUUCAUGCAAGAUUCAUAAUAACAGCUAAAGGUAUAUAGAAAAUAUGGAUGAAGGUUUGGGAAUGAUGAAAGAUAAAUAUUUAGGAGGUAAAUUUGGAGCUUGUCCAAGAGUAUUAUGUGAAAGAUAAAAUGUUUUACCAGUUGGAAUGAGUGAAGAAUUACGUACUUCAAGAGUAAAAGUUUUCUGUCCUAGAUGUGAAGAAGUUUAUAUUCCAAAAAAGAAAUGUCCUGAUNGUACAACCAUUUUUACAUCACUUUUAAAUGAAAUAUAUAGAAAAAUGAAUUUAUAUAUUUUUCUAAAGUUUUUAAGAUACUAAGAUAACUGA
Paramecium primaurelia is the source of this 611-nucleotide messenger RNA. NCBI's taxonomy places the organism in Eukaryota, Ciliophora, Oligohymenophorea, Peniculida, Parameciidae. The record is from the annotation of a GenBank genome assembly.